CUCGGGUGCGUUGUUUGGUUGUUGGUCUGCUCACCGAGCUUGGCAGUUGGAUUGCAAACGUCUCAUCACCAAUCGAGGUGGCAUCGUCCGUGCAUGGUUGAGUGGGUAAAUUCUUCCUCUUCUGCGCUCGGGUGCUUUGGUUGUUGGUCUGCUCACCGAGCUUGGCAGUUGGAUUGCAAACGUCUCAUCACCAAUCGAGGUGGCAUCGUCCGUGCGUGCAUGAGUGGUGAUCCAGGCUUCCCGAUAGGCGUUGAGUUGCACACCAUCGACAGUGCUUCUAUGAAGUGCCUGAAAUCUGGUCACAUUCGGUCAUGCUUCUGUGGCGUGCCUAAGCACUCAGCGGCUUUUUCUAAAUUGAUUGAUUUAUUUGGUUGUUGGUCUGUUCGCCGAGCUUGGCAGUUGGAUUGCAAACGUUUCAUCACCAAUCGAGGUGACAUCGUCAGUGCAGGGUUGAGUGGGUGA
Opisthorchis viverrini is the source of this 462-nucleotide messenger RNA. RefSeq lists its product as hypothetical. The annotation marks the transcript as partial. The transcript is spliced from 2 exons. The record is from RefSeq and is a predicted model, not a curated record. Lineage: Eukaryota; Metazoa; Platyhelminthes; Trematoda; Opisthorchiida; Opisthorchiidae.